GUUGUUGGCUUUCAUCUUUGGGUCCUAGCGAAAGUUAGGGUUACAGGUCGUAGGUCUUGUCAAGUCGGUUGACAGAGUCACCUGCCUUUCCGUUUUCACUCCGCCCGUCCCAAGGGAUUAGAGAGUGGAGAAAGUCCCAUCACCUUCCACCCCUCCUUCCUAGGAUCUGAAAUCUCCACGACGAAGGUUUCGUUACUUUAUUCCCUCUUUAACCGUCACGUAUUGAACAUCCCUUUUGUGCCUGGUACUCUGCUGGGCUCAAGAGUGGGGAGAGCGGAUUCAGAAAAGGAGCUCACCAUCUAGAAGUGGAGACAAUGUCAAUGCUCUAUAGAUAUGUUUGGGGAGCUGUGGGAUCACAGACAAGGUAGUAAUUUAAGUCAGGGAAACCCUCCGAAGGACGUACCCAAAGGCAGAGACGGGUGAAGUAGCAUGGCAUGCAGGACUGGAAGGACCCAGCCUAGAUGCCCACUUGGGAGGCAGGAAGCACCGGCAUCUGGUAGAACUACGAGCUGCCCGAAAGGCCCAGGGACUUCGAAGUGUGUUUGUCAGUGGCUUUCCCCAGAAUGUGGAUUCUACUGAGCUCUCUGAGUACUUCCAGGCAUUUGGACCUGUGGCCAGUGUCGUCAUGGAUAAGGACAAGGGAGUGUUUGCCAUCGUGGAGAUGGGGGACGUGGGUGCCCAGGAAGCUGUCCUGUCACAGCCCCAGCAUAGCCUGGGAGGACGUCGCCUGCGUGUCCGGCCACGGGAACAGAAAGAGUUCCAGAGCCCAGUCUCCAAAUCCCCCAAAGGAGUGGCGCCUGACAGUCACCAGCUGGCCGCAGCACUAGCUGAGGUCCCAGACGUGGGGGCACAAAUGGUUAAGCUGGUGGGGCUGAGGGAGUUGUCUGAGGCCGAGCGGCAGCUUCGGAGCCUCGUGGUGGCCCUGAUGCAGGAGGUCUUCACAGAGUUCUUCCCCGGCUGUGUGGUCCAUCCUUUUGGCUCUUCCAUAAACAGCUUUGACGUCCAUGGCUGUGAUCUUGACCUCUUCCUGGAUCUGGGUGACUUGGAAGAGCCGCAGCCAGCCCCAAAGGCUCCGGAGUCGCCGUCCUUGGACUCGGCCCUUGCAUCCCCACUGGACCCUCAAGCCCUGGCCCGCACCUCAGCCUCCCCUCCAGACUCGCAGCCUCCAGCUUCUCCUCGAGACUUGGAAGCCCUGGACUUUGAAACGCCUUCCUCCUCCUUGGCACCCCAGACUCCGGACUCAGCCUUGGCCUCUGACACCCUUGCAUCUCCCCAGUCCCUGCCUCCAGCCUCGCCACUGCAGGAGGACCAGGGAGAUGGGGACCUGGGGAAGGCUCUGGAACUAGCAGAGGCCCUGAAGGGGGAGAAAACAGAGCAGGGAGCCAUGCUGGAGCUGGUGGGAUCCAUUCUUCGGGGCUGUGUCCCUGGAGUGUACCGAGUCCAAACUGUGCCCUCUGCCCGACGCCCUGUGGUUAAGUUCUGCCAUCGGCCUUCGGGUCUCCACGGUGACGUCUCCCUCAGUAACCGGCUGGCCCUGCAUAACUCCCGCUUCCUGAGCCUGUGCUCUGAGCUGGAUGGGCGCGUGCGGCCCCUCGUGUACACCGUCCGCUGCUGGGCUCAGGGUCGAGGGCUAUCAGGGAGUGGCCCCCUUCUCAAUAACUACGCCCUGACCUUGCUCGUGAUCUAUUUCCUUCAGACCAGGGAACCUCCUGUGUUGCCCACUGUGUCCCAGCUCACCCAGAAAGCAGGUGAGGGCGAACAAGUGGAGGUUGACGGCUGGGACUGUAGUUUCCCCAGGGAUGCCUCGAGACUGGAGCCCAGCACCAAUAAGGAGUCCCUGAGUUCCCUACUAGCCCAGUUCUUCUCCUGUGUCUCUUGCUGGGAUCUUCGUGGCUCACUGCUGUCCCUGCGGGAGGGUCAGGCACUGCCUGUGGCCGGGGGCCUGCCCUCUAAUCUCUGGGAAGGUCUCCGCCUUGGCCCCAUGAAUCUCCAGGACCCCUUUGACCUGAGUCACAACGUGGCAGCCAACGUCACCAGCCGGGUAGCCGGGCGGCUACAGAACUGUUGCCGAGCGGCCGCCAAUUACUGCCGGAGCCUCCAGUACCAGCACCGAUCCUCCCGAGGUCGAGACUGGGGGCUGCUCCCGCUUCUGCAGCCCAGCUCCCCUAGCUCCCUGCUGUCUGCAACACCCAUCCCCUUACCCCCUGCCCCCUUCACCCAGCUCACGGCUGCCCUGGUCCAGGUGUUAAGGGAAGCACUGGGAUGCCAUAUAGAACAAGGAACCAAGAGAUUGCGGUCAGAGGGAGGUGGAAUGGGGAAUUCUCCUCAGGGAGGGUCAAGCAAAAGAUUGAAACUAGAUGCACAGAAAGCAAGCAGUGAGGAGGGGAAGGAGGAGCAGCAGGCAUGUGCAGGGGACCACAGUGAAGACGGGGUGGAAGAAAUGGUUAUAGAAGUUGGAGAGACCAUGCAGGACUGGGCCAUGCAGAGCCCUGGGCAGCCAGGGGAGCCUCCCCUGACCACUGGGAAGCCUCUGGCCACCGGAGAAGAGCAGUCAGGCCCUGCAGCGCUGACAGAGCAGGGGCCCAAAGGACCCGAGGCAGCCCGAGAAGGGCCCCAGGGUGAGACAGGUAAGGGGGCGUCGCUCUCAGUGAGCUGGCGCUGUGCCUUGUGGCACCGAGUAUGGCAGGGGCGGCGGCGUGCCCGGAGACGCUUGCAGCAGCAAACCAAGGAAGGCGGUGGAGGCAGUGCCGCCAGAGGGGUAGAGUGGCUGGCGACUGAGGCUCGGGUCACCCAGGAGCUGAGAGGACUGAGCAGUGCUGAGCAGAGGCCAGAGACUGAGCCACUCUUGACCUUCGUGGCAUCUGCCUCCCAGGCCGACCAGUCUCUCACUGUGACCCCACUCCAGGAUUCCCAAAGCCUGUUCCCUGAUCUCUAUCACUUCUUACAGGUUUUCCUCCCUCAAGCACUUCGAAAUCUCAAGUGAGGCCAGGAACCCUAAAGGGCAAUAAAGCUGCUAGUUUAAUAAACACUA
Molecule: messenger RNA, 3031 nt
Organism: Pteropus alecto (black flying fox)
Lineage: Eukaryota; Metazoa; Chordata; Mammalia; Chiroptera; Pteropodidae
Gene: TUT1
Product: terminal uridylyl transferase 1, U6 snRNA-specific
Exons: 9
Coding region: 626-2983 (785 amino acids)
Cellular component (GO): mitochondrion
Molecular function (GO): poly(A) RNA polymerase activity; RNA binding
Source: RefSeq, a predicted model, not a curated record